AUGGCACCUACUAUGCUUCCUACUCCGACCCAAGAGAAGAUUCUCACGAAGCCCGACAUCGAAGAGGGCCUAGUGGCGCUCUCAGAUGCCCUGCGCAUCCAGGCCCCGCAGCUCGGCCUUCAGCUCCCCAUUCGUGCCGUGGUCGCAGGUGGGGCAAUCGCCGUUGUGAAGUUCGGCACACGGACCAGCACGCACGACGUCGACUUCGGGCUCGGCGCAAACCAGAUCAAGCUGGAAAACCUGAUCCAGCAGAUAGCUGACGGCGUGUCGGCCCCCGCGGCGGACGGCGUACGGGCGCACAAUCUCUUCAACUUCUGGUUCAACCCUGCUUUCAGCUUCUACCUGAACGGGCCGGCGUACCAGGGCACAUACGCGGAGGCGCUCCGGCAGGGCGAGAUGUUCUUCCGCUCCGAUAGCCUUGAAUUGUACAUCGCGCCCUGGAAGUUCCAGUUGUACCGCAAGAUGGGGCGCGUUACAAAGGCACUUUGGCAGACUAAGGAGCGGAGGUUGACGGACAUCGAGGACACGGUCGACCUCAUCCACCAGUUCAACACGCGACGCAAGCAGCCUCUCACGCUCAACGAAUUGCGGGGCUGGUACCAGGACCCAUCUACGAAGCUGGACCACCCGGUCGCACAGGAAGCCGCGCGGAUCAUCUCCGAACGGUAUCGCGCGAAGUAUGGCGGGAACUUCAGGCUGUAG
Molecule: messenger RNA, 702 nt
Organism: Trametes versicolor FP-101664 SS1
Lineage: Eukaryota; Fungi; Basidiomycota; Agaricomycetes; Polyporales; Polyporaceae
Exons: 2
Coding region: 1-702 (233 amino acids)
Source: RefSeq, a predicted model, not a curated record